AUGUCUAUGAGGGGGCUGUCGCCCACAGCCAACCUACUCAGGACAUCUAGACUUUUUUCCUUACCAGCACCACUCCCAAGGCCGAGCUCAGAUCUUACAGCAUCCGCAAAUCAUAAAUCCGAUACCGCGACUCUUCCAUACCCUACUCAUGCUGCCAUCGAGACAACCGCAUCAUCUCUUGGCCGAGGUGACUGGGGACUCAAACGACCGUUGCCUCUGAAGUCUACAACAAGGACCUCAACGCCCACCAUCCAUAUCGACAAUGUAGACUCAAUCGACCACAUUACAGACUUCAGCUCCGCUGCAGGUCAUGCUCUGACGCUUCGCAAAUGGCAAGACUUUGGUACGCCUCUAUCAAUGGCGGAGGAGAAGCCGACAAAAGCGUCGGCGCAGCAAGAGCAUUAUCCACGCAGCGUAUUCGAGUCUAAACAUGACAACACCUACCAGGAUGACAAUGAUCCCAACAAACAGCGUUGGAAGUACAGCGGCCCUUGGCUGGCGGGAAAGAACGAAGGAGAGUUCAGACGAUACGUGGAGAAGGAUGUGAAAAGGCGACGGCUGGAUUUCAGGCGCUUCUUGCGGGAACGACUAGCGGAGGAAAAGGCAACAGCACGACGACGGGAAGCCACCGAAAGUGGGGAAGAUGUGGAAGGUCCAGAUUCAGUCGCAGUCUCAGAGGAAGAUGUCGAGGUCUACGCCAGGCGCCUGAGGAACGACGAGCAUAAGUUGCACAAACUUGUCGAAGAAUAUCUGGAUUUGCCAAGGGAUCGAGGCUCUGCAACUACCAGCUACGAUAAGAAAGGGCCACCGACAACACAUCCGUCUGCUGGUCUUUCGUAUCUUCGGACUGGGUCCCAUACCUAUAAUCAUCCUUUACUCGGGCCACAAGAAGAACCGGCGCCAGUCCAAGCUCGCGUGAUCAGACCACAGACCACUGCCUCUAAUGCCAAACACGAUAGAGCCUUGAUCGGAGUUGGCGGCGUUGUGGCGGAAGAUCAAAGACAGUCAUUCACGCGCGACUCAACGGGCAUCACAGGCUAUAAUCCGGAUAUUCCUGGUGGUGCAAAAAUUUAUAUUCGUGUCCCUACGAGAGCAAGUGUCGAUUCACGUGGAAGACUUGAUAUUAUAACGAGGCGACCACGUGACAAAACUUCUGAAAAUAUUGCGAAAGGUUACUACUCAUCAGAGGGAGUAGCGCCUCCGCCUGCAGCUGUUGAUGCCGCGCAAUAUCGAGAAACGCCAACAUUGACGAGGUCCAAGCUUGAAAGGUCAAGGGAGACCCACGGCUAUGGACUGGAACAUAUGGGUGCUGCAAGAAGCAGUGGGAGAGCUUCGCCAUUUCUUGGACCAGAAGACGAGCUGCCAGAUCUUAAUGGCCUUCUUCGACACGGACGGCAGUCGAAUCAAAAGGUCUAA
Messenger RNA from Letharia columbiana, 1416 nucleotides. RefSeq lists its product as uncharacterized. The record is from RefSeq and is a predicted model, not a curated record. Gene Ontology annotation, molecular function: structural constituent of ribosome. The transcript has a single exon. Gene Ontology annotation, cellular component: mitochondrial small ribosomal subunit. NCBI's taxonomy places the organism in Eukaryota, Fungi, Ascomycota, Lecanoromycetes, Lecanorales, Parmeliaceae. Gene Ontology annotation, biological process: mitochondrial translational initiation. Bases 1 to 1416 code for a protein of 471 amino acids.